CCAUGUCAAAUCCGGUAUAGGGACUUGCAACUUACGAUGUCCAUAUUACUACGAGAUUCCAUGUUCCCGGGUUCUUUUGGCCACCACUUCAUCAGAACCCAGCUUGGGCAACUGUUUCUUCUCAGUUGCUGGUCAUCCUGCUGCAUGGGGCUGGAUGUCUGGGAGUACCGCGACGAGCUUGCGCGGUCAGACUCGAACUUGGCAGAGAUACAGUCGGACCUCCAGGAGAUCCGCAUGCGUAGCCUCGAUAUCCAAGAAACUCUGCAGAGGGAGGCGACUGGUCACUUUCCAAGCGCCUCGGCUCACCGCAUCGCUCUCGAGGCCAGCGCGGAAAAGAAUGCUGAAGACAGGCUGCUGCAGGCGAUGAGGCUUGUGGACAAAGAUCGCCACAUCGCCCAAGGAGGAAGAG
Molecule: messenger RNA, 409 nt
Organism: Symbiodinium necroappetens
Lineage: Eukaryota; Dinophyceae; Suessiales; Symbiodiniaceae
Source: the annotation of a GenBank genome assembly